GCCGCAGUCAAACCCGAAGAUAAAUAAAAGUCACAUAUUUUCAAUAAACCCCCCAAAACCCUAAUUCCAGCUCUCCACCAUCUCAGAUCCCACGACGAAAAAGCAGAAUUCCUAGCUUCCGUUCGCCAUGAUUUGCUCCAUCUCCGGCGAAGUGCCGGAAGAGCCGGCGCUCUCGAAGAAAUCAGGGCUUCUCUUCGAGCGGCGGUUAAUCGAACGCCACAUUGCAGAGUAUGGGAAAUGCCCUGUUACUAAGGAGGACCUCACAAUGGACGACAUUAUGCCGGUGAAGACCAACAAGGUGGUCAAGCCUAGACCCUUACAGGCUGCAAGUAUCCCUGGCUUGCUUGGAAUGUUUCAGAAUGAGUGGGAUGCUUUGAUGCUAUCCAAUUUUGCUUUGGAACAACAGUUGCAUACAGCAAGGCAGGAGCUCAGCCAUGCCUUGUAUCAGCAUGAUGCCGCAUGUCGUGUUAUAGCUAGAUUAAAGAAGGAAAGGGAUGAGGCAAGAACGCUAUUGGUCCAGGCGGAAAGACAAAUUCCCCUGUCAACAGCUUCUGCUAACGCAAACUCUGUUGCUAACAACGGAAAAAGAGCUGCAGAGGAUGAGCUUGGCCCUGAUGGAAAGAAAAUUCGUCCUGGUAUUAACCCAGCCACAAUUGCUGAGCUUACAGAGUGCAAUUCUUUGCUUUCAGGACAGCGGAAAAGGCGGCAGAUACCUCCAACAUUGGCACCAAUUGAUGCACUGGAGAGAUACACCCAAAUUUCUAGUCAUCCUCUUCACAAGACUAACAAGCCUGGCAUUUUAUCUUCGGACAUCCAUCCUUCUAAGGACAUCAUUGCAACUGGUGGGGUGGAUGCAAAUGCAGUGCUCUUUGAUAGGGCAUCUGGUCAGAUUUUAUGCACGCUGACUGGCCACUCUAAGAAGGUCACCAGCGUGAAAUUUGUGCCUCUUGAUGAUCUGUUUGUAACUGGAUCAGCAGAUAAGACAGUUCGUGUUUGGCAAGGGGCUGAUGAUGGGAAUUACAGUUGUAGAAAUGUCUUAAAGGAUCACACUGCCGAGGUGCAAGCAGUUACAGUCCAUGCCACCAACAAGUAUUUCGUGACGGCUUCUAUGGACAAUACCUGGUGUUUUUAUGAUUUGGCUUCUGGAUCAUGCCUGGCACAGGUUGGCGAAGCUUCUGCGGAGGAGGGUUACACUUCUGCUGCCUUUCAUCCAGAUGGUCUUAUCCUUGGAACCGGCACCUCUGGAGCCCUUGUUAAGAUUUGGGAUGUCAAAUCUCAGUCAAAUGUUGCCAAGUUUGAUGGACACUCUGGCAUAGUCACAGCAAUGUCAUUUUCUGAAAAUGGCUACUAUCUCGCGACUGCAGCCCUUGAUGGAGUUAGGCUUUGGGAUCUUCGGAAGCUGAAAAACUUCAGAUCCUUUGCUCCGUAUGACCCAGAUACUCCGACGAAUUCUGUGGAAUUUGACUUCAGCGGCAGCUAUCUUGCUAUGGCUGGUUCUGAUAUCAGGGUUUACCAAGUUGCCAAUGUGAAGGCUGAAUGGAAUCUACUCAAAACAUUCCCAGAUUUAUCAGGAACAGGAAAAGUGACAUCCGUAAAGUUUGGAGGGGAUGCAAAAUAUUUGGCAGUAGGUUCUAUGGACCGCAACCUGCGUAUCUUCGGCCUUCCAGAGGCAGGGGAUGAAAUGGAGGAAUCCAGAGGAUGAACUAAUCGAGGAUUUCGAUAUUUGUGAAAUGAACCACAACGCAGUUUCAUCAUUGCACCAGCCUAAGCUCUCCCGUCCGUUUUGGUAAUUACGGUUCACAGUGCAGAUCUGAGGGGUCAAGCCUUUAAAUUAUGAGCCACGCAAUGUGCUUCCGUAACUCCUCAAGCUUUAAAUUAUGAGCCGCGCAAAACACUUCUAUAACUCUGAGGAAGAUGCGAUUCUCGAUCCAUGUCCCAAAACAUGGGGUUUUUUUUUUUUUAAGCUUGGCUGGGCAUCCCUUGGAUAAUUGUAUUGUAUUGUAAGCUUUGACAACUUACCAUUGAGAGGGGCUUGCGUUCGUUUGUGGUCAAAAUUUGAAGUUAUUUCAGUUCCGUUCUACAAGUGAGGGGAGAAUUAGCUAUCGGGAUGGAAAAAGCAAGUGAAUUUUGUAGUUCUUAUUUGAUGGGUCGAUUUGAUACAUAUUUCAGGA
Asparagus officinalis (garden asparagus) is the source of this 2171-nucleotide messenger RNA. RefSeq names its product pre-mRNA-processing factor 19-like. Gene Ontology annotation, molecular function: protein binding; ubiquitin protein ligase activity. Gene Ontology annotation, biological process: protein ubiquitination; mRNA splicing, via spliceosome; DNA repair. The record is from RefSeq and is a predicted model, not a curated record. The transcript is spliced from 18 exons. The coding region runs from base 128 to 1702 and encodes 524 amino acids. NCBI's taxonomy places the organism in Eukaryota, Viridiplantae, Streptophyta, Magnoliopsida, Asparagales, Asparagaceae. Gene Ontology annotation, cellular component: cytoplasm; U2-type catalytic step 1 spliceosome; Prp19 complex.